This is a messenger RNA of Leucoraja erinaceus (little skate), 6121 nucleotides long. RefSeq names its product enkurin, TRPC channel interacting protein (gene enkur). Gene Ontology annotation, cellular component: acrosomal vesicle. Bases 109 to 930 code for a protein of 273 amino acids. The transcript has 5 exons. NCBI's taxonomy places the organism in Eukaryota, Metazoa, Chordata, Chondrichthyes, Rajiformes, Rajidae. Gene Ontology annotation, molecular function: calmodulin binding. The record is from RefSeq and is a predicted model, not a curated record.
GCAUUGCCCCCCACACAGCAGCCAUUUGCUCCUCAGGCCGGGCCAGGCCCUGCCUUCACCGGAAGUGACGCUCCCUGGAGCCGGCGUUUGUUGUUAGCGACCGUCUCCAUGGCAACGCGCACUCGCCGUCUCCCCUUCCACCAACUGCACCUUCUCCGGGCCGCCAUGGACGACCUGCUCGCCGGCGAGUGCAUCUACAACUUGCUGCCCAGGCCCGAGGAACCGCCUCGCCACCGGCUCAAGUAUUAUUCAAAACAACGGAAAAUGGUACAAGAGGAGUUGGAGCGUAAGAAAUCUUCUUACAAAACAAUGGGUUUACCCAAGGUUGAGCCUCCUUGUCCAAGACAUCAUCUGUUGAAGCAUUCCAAGGAACCAAAACUACCAGACAGGGAACCUUACAAAGUCCCUGUAGAUGGAAUAAUAUCCUCUAUUCCAACUGACAAGCCACUCAUGGGACUCCACACAAAGAAGAAUUUUGUUGAAGCCAAUAUUGCUGAAGUCAAGAUGUCAGUCCCCAAGAAGCCUGUGCCCAUCUAUGUUGAUACCAAAAGAGGAAAUAGAAACUUAUUGGAACCAUCAGGGCUUCUUCCGACCCUCCUGCACAGAAAGGGCUAUGGGAAAAUACCAGAUUAUAUCAUCAAGCGGACAGUAGAGGAGAAGAAAGCCCAAGAAGAAUAUGAUGCCUAUGUUAAAGAGCGUAUUCGGCAAGGCUCCAUGAAACUGUUAUCUGAAGAGGAGCGAAACAAUGUGUUAAUGGGACUAAAGCAGAACUGGGAGGAACUGAAUCAUUCAUUUCAAGGUCUUUCAAUAUUGAUUGAUACUGUUUCCAAGCAAAACCAUAAAGAAAAACUUGAGAACAAAAUGAAAAAACUAGAGCAAGACAUUGACCUGAUUGAGAGGCACAAAUUUAUAUAUAUUCCACAACAUUAAAUACCUUAUUAAACUUAUUACGUAUGUUUUGGAAAAGGUGAACUGUAUUAUAAAAUGCACCUUGUAACCAUUUGAUUCUAGUAAUUUAUCACAUAAUAUGUCUAUAGUUAUCAUAUUUAGAGGAUGUAUGCAUGAAAGUGCAAAAAUGGAGAAUUUAAAUGUAUUGUUAGCACAAAUUUUGUGGGGGGGGGAGGGGGUUUAACAAUUCUUUUAAGGUAACAAGGAAACUAUUUUGUAUUGUACAAACAUUUUGUAUCAAUAAUAUUGAUUUUUAUGAGAAGCUAUCAGCGGGUUUGAAUCUAUCAUUUCAGAUUUCUUAAUGGAUUAAUAUUUACACUUCGGGAGUUACCAUGUCACAGGAUAUGGAAAAUGGUUGAUCAAUAAAUCAGUUGGGGAAUGUCCACAAUAAGGCAUUGGAAAAGAUCACAAUACUCUGGCAGGGAUAUCUUUGUAAAACAACACCUCAAGACAUAAAUUGGCAUGUAAAGAUAGUCAGCCAUUGCAGAGAAACACUAAGAAGACAUUAAAUUGAAAACAUUGCAAAUGUAUUCUGCAUCCAUUGAAGACGAACAAAAUAAUCGACAGGAAGAAAGAUCCCUUGAAUAGAUUUCCUAGUUGUGGUCCACAACGCUCAUGUGUAAAGGCAAAUCUUACAAAAGUAGCUGGAAGAUUAUGACAAUAAAUUGUGAACUCAUUUGAAAAGCCCGUUUGUGGAUUCAAGAUCUAUCACAGAAAUUUGAACACCAAAUUUAGGUUACUAGUUCAGUAUCGUUCUGGGUGAACACUAAGCUAUACACAGUAUCAGUUUUAAAUGAUACUUUAAAUAGAGACUUAAUUGACCUCAGUUGGACAUUAAAGUAUUUAUUCAUAUUAAAAAGAUCAAUGUUCCACCUUGCACAAAUUUAUCCCUCAACUGCCAUUGUUUGAGAAAAAAAGAUUGCCAUCACAGUAAUGCUCAUAGGACCUCACCUCGUGAAAUUUAGGACGCUACCUUCCCUACCCAACAACAGUAACAAUAGUUCAAAGGGACACCAUUAGCACUAAAGCUUUUGAAAGCGGCACAAAGGUGUGAACGUCAUUGUUCAAAUACAAAGGGAAUAGAAUGCAAGGUGUGGUUAUUUGAUCACUGACCUUGAAAGCUCGGCUCACACCUUGAGAGGGGAAAUUAAGGAGAACUCUGAUUUACGGCAAGAUGGUAAGCUUGGAGGAGUGGGAGGAAAACAUUCCUGCGCCCCUGCCUGAAUGAUGUGCUGUACAGGGACUUCCCAGAAUCACCCUGUCUCCCUGCAGCUGCUGAGCUUGCAUAUGUGGGGAGUCUGACAUACAAAGGGUUAAAUCGGAGACCUACUCCCAGAGGGUAGUUCAUUUUUCUGGCCCAUUCCUGCCUCCAUUACACCAGAAGCGGGCAGAUUGGACAGGCAUUAUGACAGGCGAUAAAUAAUGUUUUGAUAUUUCAUCCAGAACCAACCUAUCUAUUUUUGUGUCUGAAACCCCCCACCCCGUCAUAACUUGCAUUAUAAUGUCAAUGUGUUUUUUCAAUUAUUUUCUUUUGGGCUGCAGCAAAACUGCUUGAAGAAGGGGUUCCAUUGAAGCACUUUUUGUUGGAAUGUUUAAAUUUACCUUACCAAUAUUUAUUCAUAUGGAUGUGCACUUGGAGUGGAAUCACCCCUCAGAGUCCUUCACAAUGUACAGUCUAGAUGGAGCUAUCAACCCAUCAAAUAAACAUUUGCUAAAUUCACAGAAUUGAGAAGGUUUUGAGGAGGCUCUUAAUAAAACUACAGGGAGGAAGGGUGAGGAUUUUUUUAUUUUUCCAGUAGGCAGAAUCUAUUUCAUAGCCAAAUUGCAUAGUUGUAAUGUUAUUCUGUUCCUGCCAUAUGAGUACUCACAGAGCCACUAACUUGUUUAUUUGAAACACUGGAACCUUGUGUACCAUGGGGAGAUUCUAAGUGAGGAUUAACUAUGCUUUAAACAAAACAUCACUGACUCUUACACUGGGGUAAAUUGUACGGUGUUUUCAGUGAAAUCUGUACGUCACAGGAAAAAAACAGAAUGCGGGGACAUUUAUGUGAUGCUUUCAAUACAAACAAGGUAUCAAAAAUGGCAAUUACCUCUACUUUCUCCUCCAGCUUUCAAAUUCAACCUGUAUUCUAGAAUUUCUGAAAUAGCACGACUCAACUCAUCCCCCCAGACCAUUGCCCUGUCUGGUGGAGCCGUCGGGUGGAAUGCAAAGCGACCCCACUGUCUGACACAGCGCAAUACAAAGGGUGGGAAGCCUGACAGGAGCACGUCCCCACUAUCCUCCCAAAGCCACCUUCUGCAAUCCUCACCCACGCCCUUUGAACCUUACUUUAUGCGUCCAGAUGCGCUCUAGAUUAAGGAGGUUUUAAUGUCUGUUUAGUAGGAAGUCCGAACGCAUAUUGUUUCUCCAGUAUCUUUGCCAUCAUUGUUAGUGCAACCGUUGUGACAACUCUUAUUUCUAACACAUACUAAUUUUUUCAAUCUCUAAGUCUGAAUUUCAGCAAGGGUUAUUGGAAAUCAGGCUAAUCACUCCUACUCUGCCAGAACAGUUUUCAAUAUGGGCAGGUGGAAAUAAAUGGGUUGUUCGUUUCUCUGCGCCUGCUGUCUGACCCGUUUCCAAGGCAGCAAAAACCUACAGGGACAUAAGAAAUGAGCUCGCUAUUACAUCUGUCACUGUAACCUAUCCCAGAGACAGCAUGUGAUGUUUACAUUUUUAUUUUCCUGAGCACCCCGCCCUGAUCAGAUGUGAAAAUUCCCAAUUCCUGUCAAUUGCCUCAUCUUUAAUGUGUGAUGGGUAGCCAGUCCGGUGGGCGCAGAGUGUUCGAUUGGGAUUUCAAAAAUGCUUUCCUAAUGCCGGAAUCCAUUUAGUUCUACUUUUCAUGUCAAUACAUACAAACCACGAUUAUUCAUAACACAGUGGCAAAACAUUCAUGCCUAAUGUAAAUUAAGAACUCCCAAAUAUGAAAGAGAACUAAAUAUUGUUCAAAUUGGUUAUUGUUCACGUAAGCUUUUUCUAGGUGCAUUGCAGACAUUUUUAAGGCAGAACUGUGAAAAAUAUCUCCUCUUAAAAAAUAUUAUUGAUACCAGAAUGUGUAUUUUACAAAAACAAAUUUAAUGACUGCACAAAUCUUUUUCACAUUAUGUAAUAGCGACAUAAUUCUUCCUUGGACAAAAUAAAAACAUAUGGUUCUUGGUGUUGGCGGUGAUUUAUUAUUAUCAUAUGUACUGAAAUACAGUGAAAAACGUGGUUAUGUUUGCUAUCCAGGUAAAUCAUUCAUGCAUAAUUAUAAUCAAAACAUACAUGAGGGCAAUAGGCAAUGCAAAAAGAGAAAGGAUAGCUGCAGAAUAUAGUGCUACAGCUACAGAUAAAAUGUGGAUAAAAGUGCAAAGACCACAACAAGUUAGGUGGAAGGUCAUGAUUAAAGCCCUAGCACAUGAGCGCUCCAUUUAAGAGCCUGAUAACAAUGGGGAGGAAGCUGUUCUUGAAUCUGAUGGCAUGUUUUGUUUAGAGAUACAGCACGGAAACAGCCUCGCCGUCCCACAGAGUCCGCACCGACCAGUGACCCCCCACACAUUAACACUACCCUACACACACUAGGGACAAUGUUACACUUAUGUGGAAUGUGGGAGGAAACCGAAGAUCUUGGAGAAAAUCCACGCAGGUCACAGGGAGAACGUACAAUCCCCGUACAGACAGCACCCGUAGAUCGAACACGGGUCUAUGGUGCUGCAAGUGCUGUAAGGCAGCAACUCUACCGCUGCACCACCGUGCCAUAGGCUUUAAGCUUUUUUAUCUUCUGCCGAAUGGGAGAGAUCCUUGAUUAUAUUGGCUGUUUUCCCAAGGCAGUGUGAUAAGUAGAUAGAUUCAAUGGGUUGGGGGGAGGCGUGGUGGAAGGCCGGUUUACGUGAUGUACAGGGCUGCAUCCACAACUCUGACAUUUCUUGUAGUUUUGGGGAGCGUAAUUGCCAAAUCAAGUUGAGAAGCAUGGGGAUAGGAUGCUUUCUACGGUUAAUCUGCAGAACUUGGAAAGAGUCAUUGGAACCGUGCCCAAAUCCCUUAGUCAUCUGAGGAAGAGGCGACAUUGGUGUACUUUAUUGGUUGUAAUGGCAAGGUGGUUGGACCAAGACAAGUUUUUGGUGAUAUUUAUACCUUAGAACUUCAACCUUCUUUGUCAUCUCCACUUCAGCACAAUGGGUGUGUACUCCACCUGCUUUCUAACAUUGAUGACUCGCUCCUUCGUUUUGCUGAUAUUGAGGGAGAGGUUGUUAUCUUGAUGCAAUGUUAUUAAGGUCUCUAUCUCAUUCCUGUACUGUGCCUCAUCAUUGUUUGAGAUCGGCCUACUUCAGUGGUGUCAUAGGGUUACGGAUUCAUGCGGCCAACUUGUAUGUGCCGACCAAAAUGCUCAUCUAACCUUGUCCAUUUUGCCAACAUUUGGCCAUAUCUAUCUAAUCCAUUCCCAUCCAUUUACCUGUUUAAAUGUAUUUUAAAUGUUGUUUUUGUACCUGCCUCAACCCUUCCACUGGCAGCUUCUUCCAUAUACCCACCAACCUAAGUGAAAAAGUUGCCCCUCAGGUUCCUAUUAAAUCUUUCCCCUCUCACAUGUUUUCUGGUUCUUGAUUUCCAUUUGGCUACACAGGCAUGAGUGUAUAGUAAAGGGAGUAUAGUAAAGGGGUUGAGAAUGAAGCUUUAUGGGGUCCUUUUUGAGAAAUAUUGUAGAUGAUUCAAGAUUGUUCCCGAUGUUGGGGACGUCCAGAACAAGGGGUCACAGUUUAAGGAUAAGGGGGCAAUCUUUUAGGACCGAGAUGAGAAAAACAUUUUUCACACAGAGAGUGGUGAAUCUCUGGAAUUCUCUGCCACAGAAAGUAGUUGAGGCCAGUUCAUUGGCUAUAUUUAAGAGGGAGUUAGAUGUGGCCCUUGUGGCUAAAGGUAUCAGGGGGUAUGGAGGGAAGGCAGGUACAGGAUACUGACUUGGAUGAUCAGCCAUGAUCAUAUUGAAUGGCGGUGCAGGCUCGAAGGGCCGAAUGGCCUACUCCUGGUUUCGGCCCGAAACGUUGCUUUUUUCCUUCGCUCCAUAGAUGCUGCUGCACCCGCUGAGUUUCUCCAGCUUUUUUGUGUACCUUCUAUGUUUCUAUGAUGUUUUGCCAACAAUUCAUCCUGAAUGUCGCCUAGGAC